UCACUUCAUCCGUGGACUGUGGACGCUGCGUCAUAUCCCCUCCCAAUUUUGUUUACGUUAGUUUUGGUUCCUAUUGGAAUUAUUAAUUUUUUAUGCUAACAUAACCUUCUAAGUUGGGCCCUACGUGGCUAGAAUUCAAACUUACGUGACUAUAAACAUACUCUGAGUCAGCAGUAGUUAUAUUUAUUGCAUUUUUUUGCAAUGGAAGAACUGUUGAUUUGGUUUACAGUCCUUUUAGGAUUCCUGAUUUUAUCAUUUAUUAUUAUGUGUAUUGUAUUAAUGAAGACCACAACACCAUAUCCUGUAGUAGAACGGGCAGAGGAGGAAAAAUCUUUUCUGAAUACAAAUGAAGGACUGAGAAUUCUGUUUCCAUCCAUUGAAGAUCCAUUUUCAGUUCUUCUCUCGGUUAUUGUUCCUGCUUAUGAUGAAGAAAAAAGAUUACCACCUAUGUUGGAUGAGUGUUUCGAGUUCCUAGAGGCGCGCAGACGAGACAGUGUGCGAUUCACGUAUGAAGUGAUCGUAGUGAGUGAUGGCAGCAAAGACCGCACAGUUGAGGUGGCACAACGCUACACAAGAGAAUACGGUGCCAACCAGUGUCGUGUCUUGGACCUACGCACUAACCGUGGCAAGGGAGGUGCUGUCCGCCUGGGAAUGCAGUCAGCAAGAGGAGCAGUGCUCUUGUUUGCUGACGCUGACGGGGCAACCAAGUUCUCCGAUCUUACCAAACUUGAGGAAAGUCUAAAAGAACUUGUUAAAGGAGAUUACCUGGUGGAGGCGGAGAGGAUAUCAAAUGAAGUGGCGUUGGUGUGUGGUUCUCGAGCACAUUUGGAGCAGGAAGCUAUUGCCACUCGCUCACUGUUCCGCACGUUACUGAUGCAUGGUUUCCAUCUGCUUGUGUGGUUACUGUGUGUACGCUCAGUACGUGACACUCAAUGUGGUUUCAAACUACUCACCCGUGAAGCCACUCGUCUCUGCUUUAGGAGUCUUCAUGUUGAACGAUGGGCAUUUGAUGUGGAGUUGCUCUACUUGGCCGAGAGACUGAACAUUCCGUUGAGCGAAGUUUGUGUAACCUGGACAGAAAUAGAUGGAUCUAAGAUAGUGCCUGUGUGGAGUUGGCUGCAGAUGGGUCGGGACCUGUUCCUAAUUUGGCUGAGGUACAUGAUCGGAGCAUGGAAGAUCCACAGCAAGCACAAGUGACCAGUGAGCAGUGAUCUCCAGCGGUAUCUCAUGUCUUCCUGUCUUCCCACAGCUUGUGACAUCACCAACACGGCUGCAGGACUAUGUCACUAUUGUUGUCUCUAGUUACACGUCUAGCGUCGGAGAAGCGCUAGUGUCAGGGGGUGUUAGCCUCAAAUAGCUGUAAAAAAGACAAUAUCACCAAAAGAUAUUACGAAAGAACUUUUGUGGAAAAGUUAUCUUAUUCUAGCAACUAAUCAUUGUUAUCAGUUAGAAUUUUUCUUAUAAUUUAAUCUUAGUAUGGUCUUUUUAUAAGUGAUACAAUAAGAAUAAUAGUUGUUCUGUGGAGUCACAAUUGGAAUUUAAUUAAUUUUUCCAAUUGUUUUAAACAAAUUGAAAAGAACUAACAAGAUUUGACUCACAUAUUAAGUGUAUCUGUAGUGGCUGUUACUAAUUGAAUAAAUGGUACCACAUAACUGGUUAGUUCACAUGUCAAUAACAAUCAGAUAGCAUUUAUUUUUCGGCUGUGAACUGUUGCCUAAGGACGCAAGGUACUUAAAUCUAGUACUGAUCAUGCUUUAUUAAAAAAUAAGAUUGUGCUUAAUUUAUUUAUCCUCAUCAGAUCUGUCCAAUUGCUGAGUAAUAACCAACAAUUCUUUGUAAAAAUGUAUUAUUGAUGAUGGAUGAUUCUAACAUUAACGAUAGCAAAUUUCGGAAAACCUGUUAUCCUAUCAAACCAUUGAUUAUUAUAGUUGGUAUAAACUAAAAUACGUUUUAAUGGGUGUUAUUAGGCCAUGGACCUAAUUUACAUCUAAUUAAAAUCAAAUUAGUCUCAAAACUAAACAUUUCAAAGCGUUAUUCAAAUUUUAACAUUUUAAGGUAUAUUUAGCAACUGAUCAGUAGGCAUACUUAUCAAGAUCUAAACAGAGGGUUGCUAAAGGUGGAGUGGUUAAAACAACUUCCAAAUAUAGUAAGCACAACUUUAAAAGUGAAUUAAAAUUUUCUAAAUCAAUUAUUUUCAUUUUAAUUACUUUAGAUAUUACUUACAGUUAAUAAUACUAUAAAAUUGAUUCUUCAAAAUUCAAAUAUCAAAUUAAAAAUAACUCACUUACUUUUCAUUAAUUUUAAAGAUUCGUUCCAAAAAAAUAUAUAUUUUAAACAUUUUAAAAGUGUUCUAAUUGUCCAAAAAAGUGCUUUACAAAUUGUAGCGUUACAUUAGAGCUGUCUAUAUGGAGAUUUUAUGUCAAAAUAGAAUUAUUUAGGCCCUAUAUUUAUUUCGAGUAAUAAAGUUGACUCUUCUCAAUUUGUAAUGACAACACAUAAUUUUCAAAUAUUAAUCUCUACAUAUAACGCAAUUUAAUUUUGAAACAAUUACUUAAAAUUUUAGUACACAAAGGAGCCCAGAGCAGAGUGCAGUGGUGAGUAGGAAAUUGUAACAAUAACUGACUUACUGACUGCAAGUAAGGGAAGCUAUGCCCUCGAGAUACCAGGCAUAUAUAUGGUUUAUGUAUUGAGGUUUCCCCCGAGGAUCUCGCCUUCACCCCUGACUAUGGACACUAGGCAUCCUUAGUCAGUUCCUCGAACCGAAAUUUGUCUUUCAUCCUUCCCGCUGUUAGGGUUGGUUCUUCUUCUCAUCACACCAUUCCUUGUGUUCAGGAUUGCCACUUUCUGUAGCGCGACGCCCCCAUUUGAAUUGAAGGGCACAUCGGCUUCCUCUGAUCCUUAGCUCCUCCUCCCCACAGUACCCUUUGUACUGCGGAUCCACAGAACAUUUUCACAAACCAAAAUGUUCUACCAUUUUUCCUCUUACCUGGGAUGACCAAUUCCGCACUCAAAGAUGGAGGCCAAAGUCCUCUCCUUCUGUGGUCUUUAACCCUGGAUCUGUUGCCCAGACCGUGGUGAGCCUGGAAUAGGGUACCGAAAGACCAGUUCUCUAGGCAUACCUCCGGGGUACAAAAUACAUCGGAGUGGCCAGCCCCUUCACCUGUACCCUAACAUGCAGGCCACAGUGAGCCAAAACCUACCUUCCUCUGUAGACUCUGACCAACGAAUCUGUUACCCAGCGAGUCUGGGUUUGGGUACCUUUAAUAAGUUUUUACAAUAUAUCUUCUGAGGUGCGGGAUACACCCAUUCGUGUGACCAUGUGCGAAGAUGGUACUGAACAGGGCUCUUUCAACAGCCUCAUUGGAAAGCCUUCUGUGCUUGCAGGUUGCAGCCACCAGCACUUUGUGAGCCCAUGCCCUCGAGACAGAGAGCAAGUAUUGAACUGGGAAAAGACAAGGACAAGAUUCAGCUCUAUUUGAUUGCAUAUAACUGUUACUAGAAUUGAAUGGAAUGUAAAUAACACAUACGGAAUUUCCUUGAGAGCUUGAGAAGCAGAAACAGAAAUAUGAAUAAAAAAGAAGGGGCAGUAAUAUAAAUUACUUUACUUUUUAUAUUACAUUUCGUAAAAAAGACAUUUUAUUCCUUAUAGUUUGUAUGCUAUAUCAUUCUUAUAUUAUGAUAAACUGAAAGUGUACUACACAGUGUAAAUCUAAAUAUUAAAUGAACAUAAAUAAUAUCAAAUGUCUAAAAUUAUUGUACUUGUUUCUUCAUAACUAGGAUUUCUGUGGUCAGUCACCAUUGUCAAUUGCACAGCAGAAUUACAAUCUUAGUUCAAGGAGCUCUUUCACUAUAAAACGUUUUUAAACUUAAGAGAAGACAUUCUUAAGUAGCCACACUUUUUUUUCUUUGGAGGAUAAUUUGAUUAUUUUAACACAAUAUUUAUACUUCUUCUUUUAGUUAGUACGUAUUCAUUUAUAUAGAAUUGUGAUAAAAUGAAGUAUUGACUUAAUGUUUAUAAUGACGUACAUUUUUAUAAAAUAAUUUUCACUUUAAUAGUCACGCAGUUCUUAAUAUUACUGUUAUUUACCCUUGGCCUAUGGUUUUAUGUUCCAUUGAAUUAUGUUUUUGUAAAUUAUUCAGAUCUGCACUUUUUUAAUUAAUUAAAAUUACACAUUUCUUGUUAAGUUAUAUUUAUAAGCUGUAUAUUAAGGCUAUUUUGGGCAGACAAUUUUUACAUUCCUCAAAGUGUUUUACAUAAAUGCUGGCAAUCUAUUUUAUUAUUUGCAAUUAUUUUGAUAUGCUUGUUGUAUCAAUAGGCAUACAUUUUUAAAUAAAUUAUAUUGAUAUAAUUUUACUUUCUUGUUUAUAAUAAUACCAACUGUUUAUACCGGGGAUAUGUUUUGUUAACAUAUGUAUAUAUUUCAUUAAUAAAAAUUGUUAAUAACAUC
This is a messenger RNA of Homalodisca vitripennis (glassy-winged sharpshooter), 4448 nucleotides long. RefSeq names its product dolichyl-phosphate beta-glucosyltransferase-like. The record is from RefSeq and is a predicted model, not a curated record. The transcript is spliced from 7 exons. The coding region runs from base 202 to 1197 and encodes 331 amino acids. NCBI's taxonomy places the organism in Eukaryota, Metazoa, Arthropoda, Insecta, Hemiptera, Cicadellidae. Gene Ontology annotation, cellular component: endoplasmic reticulum membrane.